Molecule: messenger RNA, 135 nt
Organism: Funneliformis mosseae
Lineage: Eukaryota; Fungi; Glomeromycota; Glomeromycetes; Glomerales; Glomeraceae
Source: the annotation of a GenBank genome assembly
GUAUCUGUUGACAAAAAGACACUUCAGCAAUUAGUACAAAACUGUGAUUCUUCAACAGUAGAAAUGGAGACAACCUUUUCUCUUUUAUAUAAAAAAUUUCUUGAUGCUGAGGACUUUGCUGAUUGUGCGAUCUAA